Messenger RNA from Artibeus jamaicensis (Jamaican fruit-eating bat), 2460 nucleotides. RefSeq names its product ETS proto-oncogene 2, transcription factor (gene ETS2). Gene Ontology annotation, molecular function: DNA-binding transcription factor activity, RNA polymerase II-specific; sequence-specific DNA binding. Gene Ontology annotation, cellular component: nucleus. Gene Ontology annotation, biological process: regulation of transcription by RNA polymerase II; cell differentiation. Lineage: Eukaryota; Metazoa; Chordata; Mammalia; Chiroptera; Phyllostomidae. The record is from RefSeq and is a predicted model, not a curated record. Bases 202 to 1614 code for a protein of 470 amino acids. The transcript has 10 exons.
CGAGCUCUCAGAGCCUCCCGUACGUCUGCUCGACUGCCCGCCCGCCCGCCUGCCUGCCUGCCCGCCUGCCCCUGCCCCGGCCCCGGCCUCCCGGAGCGCUCCAUCCGCGCCUCGGCCCCGGCCCCGCUGCGAUCGCACCCAGAAUCCCGGGCCCGAGCGGCUGCUGCCAGACCGCGCGCCGGCCCUGCCAGAAGCGGCGCGAUGAAUGAUUUUGGAAUCAAGAACAUGGACCAGGUGGCCCCUGUGUCUAACAGUUACAGAGGGACACUCAAGCGCCAGCCAGCCUUCGACACCCUGGAUGGGUCCCUGUUUGCCAUCUUCCCCUCCCUGAACGAAAAGCAAGCGCUCCAAGAAGUGCCCACGGGCUUGGACUCCAUCUCCCAUGAUGCGGCCAACUGUGAACUGCCUCUGCUCACGCCCUGCAGCAAGGCCGUGAUGAGUCAGGCCUUGAAAGCUACCUUCAGCGGCUUCAAAAAGGAGCAGCGGCGGCUUGGCAUCCCCAAGAGCCCCUGGCUGUGGACGGAGCAACAGGUCUGCCAGUGGCUUCUCUGGGCGACCAAUGAGUUCAGCCUGGUGAACGUAAACCUCCAGAGGUUCGGCAUGAACGGCCAGGUGUUGUGUAACCUGGGCAAGGAGCGUUUUCUGGAGCUGGCCCCGGACUUUGUGGGCGACAUUCUGUGGGAGCACCUGGAACAGAUGAUCAAAGAAAACCAGGAAAAGGCAGAAGAUCAGUACGAAGAGGAGUCCCACCUCAACUCCGUUCCUCAUUGGAUCAACAGCAAUUCAUUAGGGUUUGGCGUGGAGCAGACGCCGUAUGGAAUGCAGACGCAGAACUUCCCCAAAGGUGGGCUCCUGGACAACGUGUGUCCAUCCACAGCGGCGCCCGGUGGCCUGAGUGCCGAGCAGGAGUUUCAGAUGUUCCCCAAGUCGCGGCUCAACGCUGUCGGCGUCAGCUACUGCCCCGUCAGUCAGGACUUCGCGGGCCACGGCCUGAGCCUGAUCCCCAACGGUUCCGGGAAGGCCAGAGACCCAGAUGCCCCAGAGAAUGGCGGGGACGGCAGCUUCGAGAGCUCGGACUCGCUGCUGCAGUCUUGGAACAGUCAGUCGUCACUGCUGGAGCAGAGGGUGCCUUCCUUCGAGAGCUGUGAGGACGACUGCAGCCAGGCCCUGGGCCUCGGCAAGCCAAGCAUGUCUUUCAAGGAUUACAUCCAGGAGAGGAGCGACCCGGUGGAGCAGGGCAAACCAGUCAUACCUGCGGCCGUGCUGGCCGGCUUCACAGGAAGCGGGCCCAUCCAGCUGUGGCAGUUUCUCCUGGAGCUGCUCUCUGACAAGUCCUGCCAGUCGUUCAUCAGCUGGACCGGCGAUGGAUGGGAGUUUAAGCUCGCUGACCCCGAUGAGGUGGCCCGCCGGUGGGGAAAGAGGAAAAACAAGCCCAAGAUGAACUAUGAGAAGCUGAGCCGGGGUCUGCGCUAUUACUACGACAAGAACAUCAUCCACAAGACGUCGGGGAAGCGCUACGUGUACCGCUUUGUGUGCGACCUGCAGAACCUGCUGGGCUUCACGCCCGAGGAGCUGCACGCCAUCCUGGGCGUCCAGCCGGACACGGAGGACUGAGGCCCGGGGGCGCUGCCCACGGGGUCAUCCUGACCGACUGUCCCCGGGCCCCUGCCAGGCCGAUUGAACACUCCAGGGAAGUCGCCGAGAAGCAGUGGCCUUACUUCGUCGGAAACCGCAGCUCUUCGUCCAAAGCAGCCCGGUGUGUCGCUUCCGAAGCCUGCGGACAAGGAAACGCUAUUUAUGAUGCAGUUGCGUGACCGUGGCCCCGCGGGGGCGCGCCCCGAGCGGGCUGGGCGGCCCUGCUGCUCAGGCUAGGCUGUCGGACAUUCUCCGAGGAGUGAACACGUCGUGGACACACACAUUUUUAAAUUUUCUUUGGCCUUUGGCAACCAGGAAUCACAGAAGCAAAAGCAGCCUCUGUUUCAGAGGCAGGAGGGGCCAGGAAGCAUUGUGCCAUUUCAGAAGUUGGUUUGUAUAUAUGACUGUAAUCUUCUCAUUGUUAUCAGAAUCCUCUUAACAGUUCUAUUUAACAGAAAUUGUAUAUUGUAAUUUAAAAUAAUUAUAUUACUGUAUGUGAAGUAAGAAUGCAACGUUUAUUCCAUUUUUCAAGAGCACAUACGGCAUUUUGCAUUGAAUCUGCCACAGCAGGCUAAGAGAAUUUGUAAGAUGUGUAUUCUUUACAUUUACUUUGUCUACAGGAGGAAGGUCUAAGAGGGUUAAUUGGGGCGGGGGGGUUGUUUGUUUAUUUUGUUUUGUUUUGCCCGGGUUGUAUCUGGCAAGGACUUUGUACAUUUGGGAGUUUUUAUAAGAAACUUAAUGUUAUUAUCUGGGGGCACAUCUGGCCUCUGGUUUCUCCUUUAAUUGUAAUGUAAAAGCUAUAAAGCAGUAUUUUUCUUGACAAAA